AAUCGUCCAAAGCGGCGUUAUUGUAGACUUACUGAGUUCUCACCUCUUAUUAUUUAUAUUAUUGAAUGUGGAUCUCUAUAUGCGUUAUCAACUAUUUCGAUUCCCAACCAGGACUUAUUGACAUGCUUAUGGGAUACAUUUAGACGUACACAAGUGUCAUUAAUCUGUUUCUGUAACAAUGUCAAGUGUUGCAACCUCUGGUUUGCUUGGUCCAACUUCUGGUCUCAUUCCUCAAGUGGUAGGGAAUAACAUUGAAGGUGAAAACGAAAUUUCCACCCACAAACUUCAAAAGAAACCUCAGGAUUUUGAUUCGGAGACUGAGUCAGAUUCUUCUACGGAUGAUGAAGAUGACACAAGCGAUGAUGAUAAGCGACUCGCUGACAAUCCGAUAUUGAAAGAGCGCUUAAAACAACUCGAUCGAUAUGCUACUCCGAUAAAGCAUCAUACACUCUCACCAGUCCAGAUUAUUGAUCCCCACAUACUUCCAGGAGUGUAUGUUACAAAUUUACCAUCUGACCAUACACCCAAUAACGGUUCCCUCUCUAUCCAUGGAAAAUCGAGUGGACCUUCUGAGCUGAUGGACAGUAGUUUGACGCCCCCAGAAUAUCGCUCUCGUCAACUUUCUCUUGUUGAAUCUCCUACCCCCUGUAGUGGUCCUGCUUCUCUCAAUACAUCCGUCACUCCUAAACGUAAUCUUUCUCCACCAUAUGCCAUUUUGUGUGCAAGCACGAAUGUCUCUGGACCGACUUCCCAACAUGAGGUUUCAGAUAUUUCUGGUGCGUACCCUCAUUUAUCAAGUUCAUUACCAUGUAAGUCUAAUGAGAUUCCAUCCUCAUACGCUUAUGGUCCAUCUCUUAACUCAUCUGAUAUAAUGCGUUCAAAUGACAUGUGUUUUGAUGAAGUUGAAGACGGUCAAGCCUGCAUAUGCGAAAUAUGUCAUGUUGUCUUUGCUAAUCAAUCUUCCCUGCAAAGUCACAUGAAAAAGCACAUAAAGCAUGAUACUAAACGACACCAGUGUGAUCAGUGUCCGUACUCUACACAGUAUAGCAAGAACUUAUUCAAACACAUAGAAUCAACGCAUACUGCCGAUAAUACCCAGGAGUUUCGCUGUGAAGGUUGCAGUCGGUGCUUUACGAAUGAAAAUCUCCUCCGUGACCAUGAUUGCAUUUUGGCUCAAUACAAUACCUAUCGGUGCAACGAAUGUGGCAGGGUAUUCAAGACAAAACUGCGCCUAAAGUACCAUGCAGAUGUGCACAACCCUCGGAAACCCUAUGUAUGUGAUAUAGAAGGUUGUGAUCGAGCAUUUCGCACACCAAAAUAUCUCAAAAACCAUCGCGACGAGUUUCACAGAAUGCAUCCCAAAAACUAUGCUUGUCCAGUAGGACAGUGUGAUCUAGUUUUCCAUCGAAAAACCCAUCUAAAGCGCCAUAUCGCUGCACAUGAUGAUUCGGAGAAGAAAUACCACUGUCAGUGGCCUAAUUGCCAGCGUCGUUUUUGCAGUGAAGAAACGUUGAACCUUCAUCAUCGUAAACACACGGGUGAAAAGCCUUUUAAUUGUGCUCUUUGUUUAUAUAAUUGUUACGAUAAACCAAGUUUAAAUGAACAUUAUCAACUACAUCAUACGAAGGAUACAAAUAUUGUUUAUAAUUCUGAAGAUCUUGAUCACCAAAUGGCUUCAUCCAACCCAUCACAACAUACUUCAGAAAAACUUGCUUACAGAAGACCUUUUGAUACUAGGACUUUAGUAACAAGAACAUCUACCCCUGUUCCAACUCUGCGCCAUAGAAUGGCUGACAUUCUAGAUUCAUGUACUUCUCAGGUUCCUGGACCUCUUGAUGCAGAAAUUAAUGGUAUUUUGGAUAGCUUUGACAAAGAACCAGACCUACCAGACUUAUUUAGUAGUGGACCACUUGAAGUGGAUCGUCCAGCUACAGAACUCAAGUUUACAAAUAAUUUGAACCAGAACUUCAGUGGUCGAAUUUCUCCACUUCGUCAAAACAGCCAAUCAUCUUGCGUGGCUGCAUUGCCGCCAUCCUCCUCAGUUAAUUCCACAAAUGCGGACUCUGGGACAUCUGAAUCAAGUUUCACAUCAGUUUUGCCUAAUAUUCUCUCCGAGCUUCAGCGUGCAGAACUAUCGGGUUCCACUGAAGAAUUCGAAAAAGUCAAAUCGCAUGUUUUAUCUGUACUUCCGACAUUUGUGAUUGGAGACGAACUAACUACACAGAUUAACGAGAUUGUGGACGAAGUUAAUGAUGCAUUGGCAGGUCAACCAUUUCAUGUUAUACGGGCAGCUUUCCUUACAACUCGGCCUUUUACUCAUGAAGAAUCGUAUAUGGUUGAUCUACUAGAACAGCAAAUGUUAUCUGAGUCUUCUUUAAUAGCCCCAAAUCCUCCCAGAAGACGUGGUAGGCGUCCUAAACUUCAACAACAACUACAACCUUACCUUCAGCGUAUAUUUUGUUUAGAAUCUGGCGCAGCAGAAUCGAUGGCAUCACAUUUAGUUGAUGUUUCGCAAAAAGAUAAGUCCACAAAUCAUUACGCAUACUACAGAAGUGUUGGGUUUGGAAGAAGUAGAGGUCAUCGUGGUCGUGGUAGGUCUGGUAAACAUCUUUCUCUGACUACGAAACUUCUUUCUGAUGAAUCAGUUUCCAGAACUAACCAUUUUAAUCGGUCUCUGUAUCAUCCAUCAGAAAUAAACAUGUGCACCGAUGGAUUUACAAGUAAAAGUCGGUGCGGUGACAUACAAGGUGGAUACCUCACUGAACAAAUAUCCAGUGAUAUGCAUCCUAAUUUUUCUAGUGACAUCAAUUCACAAAGAAAUCUAACGGAGCAAUAUCACACUAAUACGGAAUUAACCAAUAAUUUAAAUCAUCCAAAUCAUCUACCCACAAUCCAUUCACAUCUGCAUUCAGAUAACUAUAAUUACUCCAAUAGGAGAUUUCAUUGUCCAUCAGAAAUAAGUCCCUUAGAAAUGGGUAGGAAAUUCCGAAAUUCCGACGAUGAAUUAGAUGAGACGCAAAACAAUGAUACUGUAACACACACGUAUAUGCAUAGUCGACGUAGAUCUUUAACUGUUCACGAAAAUGAUAGGAUGAAUGAUUAUGCUAUAAAAGAAUCCCAUUUUGAACAUUCGAAAAAUACAAGACUAGAUAGUUCAUACAAGGAAAGGGAAUUUUUAAGUCAAGAUACGCUUGGUGAGAUGUUGGAAGACUUGGGGGUUAUAGUACAACAAAUUGGAGAGCGAGCUGUGGUAAGAAAACAACAGAAUUACGCAGAUGGCCAACCACUCAAUCUAUCCGACUUUGGAAAUAGUAAGCAAGGUUCUGGUUCUACUAAUAAUCAGCCUCUUCAUACCAAAACUGAAGUAGGUGUGCCACCCAUUCAACUACCAUCAAUGGCAACAUUGGCUUCAAGUAGUGUGAGCACACCUAGCAUUGAGGGGAGUACUUCAGGUUGCAUUUCAAAUGCUGGACUUCAGAUUAUGUCUCCUCAUUUGUCUGCAGCGUCUUUACACGGUGUAUUAUCUUUGAAAUCCCAUGCCUACAAUCAGUCUGGUACAUUAGUGUCAAACGCUGAGACUUUAAUUACAGGAAAUCCACCUGCCAUUAUCUCAAAUGCUUCUCGGACAACUGAGCAGUCAGUAUACAAUUCAGCUACUAAUAACUACCGUCGAACUGCACCUGUAUGGUCUUGUGAGUCGAUGUGUUGCUCAUUUACUCAAGAGAAUGAACUUGGUAAAGCCGAUCGAUCUUGUUCGAGUAACAAUUUUUCUCCUCAAGUUAGUCAAACAAGAAUUUCUCAGGCUACAGGAAACUACGGAAACGAAACAAAUGGUGACAUCAAUCAGUGUUUUUAUCCAAAAGAUUUGAGCACUAGAGUGUUAUCUUUUAGUACUCGUCCAGACUCUGUCUGUCAGUCACCGAUUUCACCAAAAUCUUUCGCACACGCUGAACCCCGCGAUCGUAACUUCACAUACAUGGUACCUGAAUCACUAACGAACCAUCCAGUUCAUUUGUCUUCCAAAACCUCAUCACUGGGUUCUUUGAUAUCGGCAACAGAGGCAGUUGAUCAUCUGCGUUCUUUGUCUGCUUUAGGAGCAAAGUAUACGGCAAGUCUUGAGCCACCAGAUGAGAAAAAAUAUCAAUCCUACCAACGUUUGGGUCCUAGUAACUUUAGUUUUAGUCACUCCCAAAUUCAUUCAAACAGUUCGCCGCUACAUAAUUCCUCAGAACAUAAUGAAUCAGUAGCUUCACAAAUAUCGCGCAAGUCGGCACUGAUUCCAGCUACAAGUGCACUUGGCCCCAAUAUUCCAUCAGCACUGAACAAUCUCCUCUAUCGUGGUCAAAAAUCAAGUGAAUAUCUCAGUUCCGUAUCUGGAAUAACCAGUAGUGGAUCAAAUCACGAUAACUCUAUUAGUACUCCGACAUCUGCGACCCCCACUAAAAAUAGGAGUAACGCUCAUAAUGAUGAUGAAUUUUCAUCAGUCGUCAAAUCAUUUGACAUCGAAAAUCAUGUCAAAAUACCUUUUAACGGGAACAGAUGCACUAAAAGAUCACUCAGCUGUUCGCCUUGUUACUAUCGCCUCAUAGCUGUUUCAGCCACCUGAAAUAAUAUCUCACUUUCAGAUAAAAGUAACGGAGUGUUCUGUUACAAUUUGGAUGUUCGCAAUAAGAUGACUAUUGAACACCACUGCAUUUGGUAGUUUGAGUGACUAUUCGUCUGCUGCUGCAGCCGCUGCAGCUUACCAUCAAUUAUCACGUUGUGCUAAUAACAGCAAUAAUACUGUUAAUCGUAGUGAAUUAUCAGUACAUAAUAAUUAUACUUCAUCAUCAUCUCCAUCUAUGUCUGUACGAUCCAGCCUACAAGAACUAUAUCAACAACAACAACAACAGUUAACUGCCCGACCACCAAUUCAGGAAUUGACAACACGACAACUUUUAUCUGAAGCAGCUGCAACAGCUUAUGCUCAUGGUUUAGGUCGGUGUGAUGGCCAAAGCUCCAGCGGCCUAUCUAUUCCAUCCAUCCAACAAGGAAGCCAAGCUGAAAGCUUACAAUGUGAUAAUCCAUAUAAUACCACUGGAUUUUCAUUUUCUCCAAAUCAGUAUCGUUAUCAGUCAGUUCAUAAUAAUAAUCAAUACAACACACAGUCAUCAGUAUCUUCCAGCAGUCGGUUACUUAAUGAACAUAUAUUAUCUAACAAUAAUUCAGCUAGUGAAUAUUCUCAUUCAAACUCAAAGUAUUUAGAACAUAAUCCCGGUGGUACGAGCAUACGUGAUAAUAAUUACUCCCUUUAUCCAUCUCAUCUUCCUCAAACGACACCAUAUGGUGUGCAUAACGCAUUAUCUAGGUCUAUGGAAGAAGCUCAACUGAACACUACAAGUCAACUUGUUCACUCCAUUCAUGGAGUGUCUGGUUUAGCUGCGGCUGAAGCUGCAGCAGCAGCCGCUUAUGCAUACCGUCAGUAUCAUCAACAACAAACUCAAGCUACAAAUCGUCAAAAUUUAAUUCCUCAACCACCAAGUGCACAUACUCAUUAUCAAAAUUUACUAAAUCAAAGCAAUCGCUCCUAUUAUACAGGACAAAUAGAAGAAAAUUCGUCUCAGAGAGAUUUAACUCUAUACACCGCACACUCAGAAAGACGGGAUCCAAAAGCUGCAUAUCUCGCUGAGACUUAUCGAAAUGCUCAAGUUGCACCAGGUCGAUUUUUCUUUGAUUUCAUCAAGCACGAUGCUCAUUCAAACAGAAAUAAAUGGAUACCAACUCAGUUGUGUUUUUUAAAUCCCUUGAAGUUAUUUCUUCACUUUAUUAUGUAAGCCCACAGCAUACUGUGAAACAUAACUUUUAUAGAUUUAUUGUUCCUAUACUUCUACCAUACUACUGUUAAUAGAAAUCAUUACCGUUAAGAUUUUAUGCAGAAGAUCCCCAUAGCUGAUAAUUAAGUUGGUUUAAACACUACCUCACUUUAUUCCUAUUCUUGUUAAUGAUUGAAUCUUCCUGCUUUCAUUCACACUUCUGAUGAAUUUCAGUGUUGAGCAAAAAUGCAUGAAAGAUCAAGUUAGCGGCUAUCUUUAGUUUUAUUAUUAAUUAUGAAAUGGAAGUGAAAAAAAGAAGAAAAUCCGUUUUUCUAUUGCUCAUGUUUAUUAACUUACUACUUACAUUGUAUUGUGUAUGUCUGAGAAAUUGCUUCUAUUGCCUUUCUUUUCCAAUGUCUUUUUAAAAAAAAACAUUUACGACUUUUAAUCAACAGAUAAUGAUAGGCCAACUGAAUAAUCGCAAACGCAUUUACGUGCAAUAUACAACCAAUUACUCAUAUAUUACUACUAAUUGUUAUUGUUUCACUGUACUUUACUUCUGACUACAAUUACUACCGUUCUUUUUUCUCUUUAUACGUGAAACGUUAACACUUAUUCUUUUUAUCAUCAGAAAAAUAUACACAAUCUCAGUUACAUGAACGACUGACUGAAUAGUGAUAUCAGUAAACAUUACCGUUAUGCAACGCUGUACAGAAUAUUCUUGUUCGUUUAGUUCAGUCGUUUCGUCGUACACAUUUUUCGUUGUCCCAUUGUAAUAAUAACGUUUACUGUGCUCCUUUAGCUAACUUUGAUGGGGUUCGAGUGCAUAACACUUUACUUCAUGCAUACAAAGUAUACAACAAAUAACUGAAGUGUAUAUAAACGAAGUGAUAUAAUUUUAGCUAUAUUAUAAGUGUAUUACCAAUUUUAUCACACAACCACUUUUUUACGCAUGGACAUAUCAGAAAGGUCAGUCACACAACACUUCUUUUUAAUGAAAACGAUAUGUUUAGUGCAUUAAAUAGCAAUGAUAAUAAACUAGACUAUUAAAUGACUUACUUUUAAGCUGACUCCCUUUUUAAACUCUAGGGCAUAUAAAUAUAAAAUACCAACUACUCUCAGUAUUUUACCUUUACUAUAUUUUUCGUGUACGUGUCUACCCAGUAUAGCAUCACAAUCAAUAAUAUCAUCAUUGUUGGUUACAUGGUGUAUAUUAGGAUGAGUAAUUUUUAUCACAACUGUUAUAUUACACUGAUUUUUAAUCAAUUAUUACAAACUAUGUAAAAAGUCCUUUUCAACAUUCUGAACCAAUUAUAAUCAUUAAUAUUGUCCAAACUGUUAUUACUUGUCACCGCCACCAUUUCUGGUGUCUCUUACCACUUGUCUUUUCUAUGUACUUGGAAAUAGACGUACGCACCUCUGCAAAUGUUUUACAUCGAUUCCCAACGAAAAAUGCUCCUACUGAGUACUUUACCCUCUAACGAAUAUGCAUAAACCCUUAUAUACAUAUGCCUAUAUGUUUUUUUUCUGUGUACCUUUUUCCCUUUUUCAAAAAUGAUACUCUUAUUCUGUUUUUAAAAAAUUUGUUUCACCUUUUCUUAAUUUAUCGAAAUAUUGUUUAAAAAGGUUAUGUCGAUGAUAGAAAAGAAGAAACAAGGUAUUUCUACAUAACUAUAUAUACAUAUAUUAUAUACAUACAAUAAACACCUGAAUACU
Molecule: messenger RNA, 7508 nt
Organism: Heterobilharzia americana
Lineage: Eukaryota; Metazoa; Platyhelminthes; Trematoda; Strigeidida; Schistosomatidae
Source: the annotation of a GenBank genome assembly